This is a messenger RNA of Portunus trituberculatus (swimming crab), 2848 nucleotides long. Its product is annotated as SPRY domain-containing protein 3-like. The record is from RefSeq and is a predicted model, not a curated record. NCBI's taxonomy places the organism in Eukaryota, Metazoa, Arthropoda, Malacostraca, Decapoda, Portunidae. Bases 381 to 1856 code for a protein of 491 amino acids. The transcript is spliced from 10 exons. Gene Ontology annotation, molecular function: protein binding.
AAAGGAUGGUCAGAAUAGUGAGGUACGAGUUGAUUUGAUGUUAUAUUUAGUCUUGAAAUGCGAGUUUAGUGGUGUAUAGGAGAGAGCAAGCAGGGACAAGGCUAUGGGAGGCGCCUGCGCAGUACUUAUUCACACCCACCGCUUCGAUCUCGUUGAGUUGCAUUGUUUGCUGAGGUUUAAGGUGGACAUAUGUAAGGUAGACUACAGUAGAUGUGAAUAGGUAUAGUGUUUAUAAUCAGAACUUCACCACGACGCCUUCACCGCACCAUGACAUCAGCUGUCUCCUAACAUAGGUACCACGGGACGUUUGUGGCGAAGCUGAGAGUGUGGAUCUAGGAGAAAGAGGACAGAGGUGCAGAGGCUUGGACGUAGCCAGCCUGAUGCUGAGCUGCGUACACCCGAACCUUUUUGUCCUCUUCAAGAAGCUCUUUGGUGUUGCCCCCCCACCGGGUGACUCAGAGGCAGACAUGUAUAAUAACUUGAGUCCACAGUGGCCCUUUGUAAGACAGCGACACCCUGCAGAAGUGCAGGGUGCCAACCACAAGGUGCGGGCUGAAAGAAUAACUAUAGAAGGGGAUAUCUUAAGUUACAGUGAAGAGGAAGAAGAAGAAAGAGUUGGGGUAUAUAUAGGAGAAAUGCCCAUCUCUCCAGACCACAAUUACUUUGAGAUUGAAAUUCUAGACAUGGGAGCACAAGGAGCCAUAUGCAUUGGUCUGUGCUCUGCUAAGUAUCCAUUGCACAAGUUGCCAGGAUGGGCAGUAGACAGUGUGGGCUACCAUGCUGAUGAUGGCAAACUGUACAAGGCUUGGCCUAGAGGGACAGUGUUUGGGCCACGGUGUGGCGCUGGAGACAGGAUGGGCUGUGGUGUGAAAUAUGAGCAACUGUCUCCAGGAAGUGAUCCAUCAUCCGUCCCUGUGUUUUUUACCAAAAAUGGAAAAGAAAUUGGUGUAGUGAUGGUUCAUGUGGCUCGUGGAGGGCUGUUUCCCUGUGUUGGGCUGGCUGCUGCCGGUGAUGCUGUAAGAAUUGUUCCUCAGCUCAUCUGGCCUCCAGAUGAAGACACACACAUGUCUGUCGACUCCAUGGAGGAAGAGUGGCUUCGUCUUCAUGAUAUUCGGCUAAAUGGCCAGAUGCUAGAGUACUGUGGACGAGGGAAAAGUCUCUUAGACGUGGGUCUUGCUCAGGCCCGUGUUCCCCUCAACACUACUUGCCAUUAUUUUGAGAUGGAAAUUGUUGAUCCAGGACGCUCAGGUUACAUUACCAUAGGACUUACAAAAAAGGAGUAUCCCAAAUAUCGACACCCCGGCUGGAAUAGAGGAAGUAUUGCUUAUCAUGCUGAUGAUGGAAGAGUCUUCACUGGGAAGUCCAUUGGCUCAUUGUUUGGGCCUCGGUGCCACAAAGGAGACAUUAUGGGGUGUGGCAUCAUAUUCCCAAGAGACUAUGUUUGUAACUAUGAUAGUGAAGGAGGAAGCAUGGAGGAAGAGAGUCCAGAACCCCUGGAAUGUGAUGAUCUCCUGGAGCAUUUCUUACACUACCAGCAGCCAGCAGUGCCAGCCCUCUCCCCUCUAUAUCCUAACCGUCAUCACCGCCACCACCAUCACCAUCAUCAUAACCAUAUUCUUACUACUGAUUCUGAAGAUGAUGAGGAUGAAGAAGAGGAGGAAGAAGACGAGGAGGAUUCCUUAGAACCUUCACGUAGACAACAUUUAGGAGGGAAGGUCCAGGUAUUUUUUACAAGGAAUGGCCAGAUGAUUGGACGCCGUGAGGUGGAAUUGCCCCGAGGUGGAUUCUUCCCAAGCAUCAGCAUGGGAAGUGUCAAUGAAAGAGUCAGGGUCAACCUUCGCCCUCUCACAGGCUAACUAGUCCUCCCCAGCAGUGAGUGUAGAAUCACUAUGAUGUGAUCACUAUGAUGUGAUUAGGUUAUAUCAUCCAUCAGAAAAUUUACCUAUCAACAUGUCACGGGUUUCAGCAGGAUAUAUGCAGUUGCUUUAAUUAGUAAUCGGUGUAGAUUAGAAAUUUACUGAGCAGUACAUACACAUUUGGUUUUUACUAGUUUGUCUGGUGAUUUUCUCCCUGUCAUGUAUUGGUCAUGGGACUCACAGCCAGAGAUUAGUGUGUGCUGCAAGAUGUGAGAGGAGAAUGCUGACAACAGGACACUAUAGGACAGCCUUUAUUGUUUGAUAGCCAUGUGUUAUGAAAUACUGCAUUUGAGAAGUAUUAUUUGCAUUCUAUUGAGAUUGAAACUUGUAUUUUUCUCCUGGAUAACUUUCAUUUGAUGGUAUUUGAGAAAUUAUAAAGAAAUGUAUUCAGUGAUGUCAGUCAGUGUGUGUAUCUCACUCUUAUGUAUAUUUAAUGAAAGUACCUGGAUAUUCAAUAACCAUUUUUGUUAUUCAAAAUAUCACAUUAAGUAGAGAGUCACCUAGCAUGUUGCAGGGUAUUUAUAUCAUGUAAUCAAUCAAUUGUGAUAGUUUUUAGCACAAAAAUAUGUGUAAUGUGUUGCAUAUAUUUUUACAGAUAAGCAAAGUUUAACAUUAUGCUUCCUCUCAAUCAGAAGACUUUUUUUUUAUUAGUAUGCUUUCCAGAAGUUAUAAGUGUUCCUUUAUCUUCUUGGCAGGGAUGCUUAACAUUUGAGUCGUGCAUGUGUUCCUUCCUGCCUAGCUGUCAUGUCUUUGUGUGCAGGAUGUGCUGUUGCUCCUCUGGGAGUUAGUCACCUUUCAUACUCUGCUGAGGUUUAGUUUCAUGGCUGUAAUGCUAUAAUGUAUUUUACCCAAAUAUCCCUUUUGUACUUAUCCCAUGAAUUUUCAUGGGUAGAAUAUGAACAUAAGGGCAUAUAUAGUGAAUCAUAUUUAGA